UGUUCUGUUCGAGUUUAUUUUAGUUCUACUCAGGUCUCAGACAUGUCAUUUUCCGUAGCCAUCUCCCAGAUUUCGGGGUCGACGAUGGACAUUCAGUUUUCAAUCACCAACAUGAAUACGAGUGAUAUUCAGGAGCAGAGUGAUGAACAGCUGCUGAGGGAUCAGCUUGUUGAGAUUGAACGCAUGUAUUCGGACUACAACAAAUUAAAAGCUGCAACAGUUACGAGUUUACGGUCGUAUAGUUGGUUCCUGUUGAUAAGAAUACCGUGGCGUUGGAGAUGCUGGACGAACCACCUUCUGCCGUUGGGGGCGUCGCUUAUCAACACCCCGAAUGGAACGGGGGUCCAGCCUCCGAUCGCCCCGGUAGUAGCACCUUCCGAUGAGCCGCAAGAGCCCGGUGUUGACGCUCAGGACAAAGUAUAA
This is a messenger RNA of Asterias rubens (European starfish), 423 nucleotides long. RefSeq lists its product as uncharacterized. The coding region runs from base 43 to 423 and encodes 126 amino acids. NCBI's taxonomy places the organism in Eukaryota, Metazoa, Echinodermata, Asteroidea, Forcipulatida, Asteriidae. The transcript has 5 exons. The record is from RefSeq and is a predicted model, not a curated record.